AUGGCGGACAUGUAUGGGGAUAGUGAGCUUCAAACUCUGCGGAAUCGUUUUAAAAAAGAUGCAGAGUUGCUACUGCGUGGAGUUUCAGAAGAUGAUAGUAGCGAAAAGAGUGCAGAGGACAAAGAGGUCAAGCCACUCCCACGAGUCAAUCGCCACUCGGUGUUCUGGAUCUUGGCCUCCAUUGGGCUGACGUACUAUGUCGAUUUCUUUGCCGUCAUCAUGGAGGACGAAUCCAUCAAAAGCUGGUGGUUCAACGUUGGCCUGGUAUUGCUGGGUGUGAGUUUAGCACUAGCGCUGUUUUGCAUUGUGUACCUGGACUGGUUCAAGGGCAUUCAGCAGUACGAUGAGCAGUACCCAGCCAUUGCGCCCGUCACCACAGCAGUCUUCAUUGCCGCGUCGUGCAGCUUUAACAUAGCACUAUGGCCUGUGUGGUCGAUAUUUACUCCCAUAAUCCUGUUCACCCAGUUUAUGGGAGUGUUGAUGUUCAUCUCCAUGCUGGGCUAGUGGAUUUGAGGUUUCUCUCCAUGUGGUUGACUUUGGUUUGGAAAACAUUAACGUAAUGUCACUCACUUAUACUGAUGAAAAGAGAGCUGUUCUUGACAUUUAGCACUUUCGUUAUAAUUUUGUUGAAAAUGCAAAAAUACCAAGGCUUUUUUGUUUUUAAUCAA
Messenger RNA from Megalops cyprinoides (Indo-Pacific tarpon), 668 nucleotides. RefSeq names its product transmembrane protein 128 (gene tmem128). The record is from RefSeq and is a predicted model, not a curated record. The transcript is spliced from 5 exons. The coding region runs from base 1 to 504 and encodes 167 amino acids. NCBI's taxonomy places the organism in Eukaryota, Metazoa, Chordata, Actinopteri, Elopiformes, Megalopidae.